UGAUUCAACGCCGAUACUGAUUAUUGGAGGAUAAAAAAUAGUUUAUAUGCAGUAGAGUAGAGUGUGUAUGCAGUCGAGUAUAGAUUGUAGAGUGUAUAUCCAGUAGAGUUUAGGGUGUAUAUUCAGUAGUGUAUGCAUUAUUCAGGGUGUAUAUGCAUUAGGGUAUUGAGUAUAGAGUGUAUAUUCAGUAGAGUAUACAGUAUAGAGUGUAUAUGCAGUAGAGUAGAGUGUAUAUGCAGUAGAGUGUAGAGUGUAUAUGCAGUAGUGUGGAGUGUGUAUGCAGUAGAGUAUAGAUUGUAGAGUGUGUAUCCAGUAGAGUGUAGAGGGUAUAUGCACAGUUUUUUAUUUGUUUUGUUUGUCUGAAAUGUGUUAUAUUUGAAAAUACAAUUCUAUAACACUUUUGUUUGUACAUAGAGUGAAGACUCCCCCAGCAACACUGAGCUGACAACAGACACACAUCAGAAAGAGGAGUCGUCUGGGAGUGAGAGCUGUGCAGCGGUGGAUGUUCCCCCUACAGGAACUCCACCUAAGAACACUGCCACUCCUGCUGCCACUCCAACCGUACCCUCCAAACUUCCAACCUCUCUUAUCCCAUCCCCGUACCAGACAACCACGGAAGACCAACCCGAGGGUCCAUCAAAGGUAAAUGAAAGUGAACCGCUGGACGAGUCAAACACAAGCCAAACCCAACCUAGUUCAGUAAAAGAAGACUUGCCUGAGAAGACUGCCUCAUCCACACAUGAGACAACAGAUCAGAACACAGGACCUGCCUCAGUCCCAACUCAACCAGUAAGACAGCUGUCAUAUAAAGAAGCUCUGAUGGGAGAAACCACAGAGACAAGAACAGUAAAGAGGAAGCAGAGCGUGGAGAAUCAAGACAAGAGGCUUCCAAGCAAACACAAGGAACCAGAGAAGCAGAGUGAUUAUGGUGGUGGUGAUGCUUCUAAGUCAUCUACUGCUGAUUCCCCAACUGCAAAGGAAGAUAGUCCACCAAACCAAAGCAAUGACGAAGACUUCCAGCAGGUGGAAUCCCAAAAAAAUAAGGACAAGCAGAAAAAGCCAACCCAAAUGAGCCCUGAAGGGAGCAAGGAAGGGAGCCCUGAAGGGAGCCCUGAAGGGAGCAAGGAAGGGAGCCCUGAAGGGAGCAAGGAAGCUGGAGUCAUGAAUGAACAACAGACAUCCAGUAACCAGAGUGACAAGUGUACCAAGGAUGAAGCAAACUCACAGCCGUUUGUUGACCAAUCCCAAGUAUCAACUGAUGACCCAACAGAUAAGUCAAACACAAGACAGGAAGAAACAAAGAACGAAAACACGGAAAAGCAGUCACAGCCUCCCCAAUUCCCAACCAAAGUGCAUCAUGGUCCUGGUAAGGAUAACCUUACCAUUUAUUUUCACGCUGUUGUAUCCAAGCGUUUCAAGUUGGACCCAGCAAAAGACAUAGUUUGUUUGAGAUCAGGAAGUCUUUUUGAGACCUGGGAAACAAAUGGUUUGGAAAUGGAAAUCACAGGGAAUUUAGGAGAGAAUGGAUUUCUUGUUGAAGGACGAAUGGUGACCCCUAAAAAGAAUGUUGGUGUCUCCAUACCUUACAAGUAUGUUGUCUGCAAGAGAAAAGACAACUCAUAUGAGUAUAAAUAUGAGCACAUCUACCUAAAGGAUGCAAAGCAACAUGCCAACAGGUGCCUGUUCGUCAAAGAGGAUCUUUUGACACAUGACGGGGAGUGGCACCAAUAUGAUGAUAUCAUACGCACAGAACCUGACCAAAGUUGGAUAUCACGCUGCAAAAACAAGUUUGCAUGGUGGGAUGACUGCAAGGAAACGGUAGUGACGGGCAGACAGCUGGCUGGAAAGGUGAUGCUGGGAAACAUUUUCAAUCUCCUUCAAACAUGGAGUGACGUGAACAUCAGGAACUUCUUUACUCAACUCCAGCAGUUCUUCACCAAUUACAAAUCCCCCUUCCUCCAUGUGGAUGGUCCAAAGAAAUGGGAUCUGCCGUAUGGAGAAGAACAGGUGAAAACUCUUUUGAAAGAGUUCAUGCAGCAAGCUUUAGAUGGUGGGAACCAAAAGGGGAAUGAGAAGCGUGAGGAUUUUUUCUCUGAUCCUCUGAAAUUAGGAGUUAUUAUCCUGGUUGUCCACAUCAAUUACAGUUUAGAUGUCAGUGGACAUAUUUCUAAACUGUGUGAGUUACUCUGCCUGCCUAAAAAGCCAAGAGAAGUUUUCCUUGCAUACUGGACAGAUUUCAAACAAGGGCUACCAGGUGACAUCAGGGUUUCGGAGGCAAUUGAGACUCUAUUCAACUUUGCAAGAAAACAUGGAGUUGAAAAGUGGAUCUUGGUUAUCCCCCUCCUGCAUCUGCUUAGAGGGGACAGCAAGCCUUUUGAGGCUGCUCCUCUGACCAUGAAUCCAAAAUGUGACAUCUGGGCGGGGUUGAAAGGGAUCAAAACACCAGAAGGCUACACAGACUCGAUGUUUGAAACACAGGGAUUGAGGGAUUCCAUCCAAAUCAUGGAAAAACACAAGCACCUUGUGGCGAUGGACUGUCUCGUUACUCGCUCUUGGAUGUGUCUGUUGGGGCUGGAUAACUUGUUCAACUUUGCGUCAAUCAUCCCUCUUGAUGUCUUGGACACACUUCAACACCUCCAGUUUAGUCUGACUUCCAGGGAGAACUAUAAAUAUGAGGCUGUGAAGGACUUGUUGUCAUGGCUCUUCAGCAGAGUUAAGGAACAACAGCACAGCCAUGACGACAGAUAUGGAGACUUUUGCCUUAAAGCAGCUGUGAGCCUUCUGGAGACCAUUUGCAAGAAUAUGAAAAGUAAUUUGAACCAUGAGAUUCAUUUGGUUUGCCUGGAUCUUGUCAGUCUGAUUGCAGAAACGGCCUUCCAUCUCCAGACGAAGGAAGUGACAAAUAACCUUUUGGAAAACACGCGCAAAGAGAAGUUAAAGGAGACUAUGGCCAUCAUAAAGGAAUGGCUGCGAAUCACAUUCAAGAACAAAUUGGUUAAUAACAUUGAUUUUGCAUACGUGUCUGAGACUAAGGUCUGGAACAAGCUGAUCUCACUUAAAAUUGGUUCAGAAGAAUUCACCCAAUAUUGGAGAAAUACAUUCUUGAAUGAUUUUGAAGGAAAACUCAAACAGGAAACAUCCAUGCAUCAAAUUGAAAUAUAUAUCAAUAAGAUUGAGGAAGUGAGCAAGACGCUGCCAUUCUUGGAGAACUCAUUGGAGAAAUGCGCUUUGGAAGCAGUCACAGUCAUUUGUCAGGGGAUCUCUCAGGAGGCUCUCUUUGAACGGUUGAAAAAAGUUGACUUCAGCAAGUUUGAGAGGCUAAUAUCUACUAUUGUGAUGAAGUCCUGGCCCAAGACUGGCAAUGGAGAAUACCUGGAAGGGGAGGACUGUGUAGUGGAACAUCUUCUCAACUGGUCCAUGGCCAAAAGUGUCUUUCAAGUCCAAGGUGAAAAUCUGAAAAUGAUUGACCAUUUGUCAGACGAUGCUAAAGAGCGGAUGGUUGUGGCAAGCUCUGCGUUCAGUUCUGUCUCAGAUAAAGUCAUCAACGGCAACAUCCAGAUGAAGACUCUCAGUAAAGUCCUCUCAAGGAGAACAACAUUCAUUGAGCUUUUGAAGAUAGAUGGCCUGUGUGAAGAUGGUCGUUGUAAGGACGACACCACUAUGAACAGAUUACUGAGAUUUAGAGAAGAAGAAAUGGAGAAUGUGAACAGUUACAAGAAGAUGGUUGAGGGCCUAGUUAUAAUCUGUCUCCAACUCCAGGAGCAUCUGAAAGUCGAUGUGAAAGAGCUGGAGCUCAAAAACCAAAAGAACAUAGAUCAGAUGACGCUGGAUGAAUUCAUGGAAGUUCACAGACUUGACGGGCAGACCUCUGACGUAACUGGGGAGGUUACAUACUUUAACCUCUGUAAUGCCACCAGUCAGAUGGCAUUUAAACUAAAUGCUGUCAGGGAAAGCUUCAUUUUUGCUAUGUGCUUGGAGUAUCAAGCCAAAGAACUUUCCCACAAACAUAUUGACACUGACGAGAUUGAGGUGUACACUCUUGAUGUGAUCCACAGCAAAAUAUUCCAGGGUUGCUAUGAUAAUUACAAGAGGAUCUAUGAGAGUUUGAAAUCUGGCACUUUAUCAUUGGAGGAUGUGGAUAGCAUCUUUGAAGUCUACAAAGACAAGUACGAUGAGAUGAAAAAUGAUCUGGAGAUCAUGUGCAGAAUCAACUUGUCUGAUGAUCGAAGAUGGAUCAGGAGGCGAAUCAAGCAGAUCCAACAGUACCAUGACCUUCAUCAAGCAUUGGACUCAGCCAAGGUCAUUAUGGAUGUCAGAGAGACAAUCUGUCCUCAAGGGGACUUCAAAGUGCUACAGAGUUUGCUGGAUGUGAGUAAUGCAGACUUUAAGGAGAAGAGUCUGAAUCAAAUUGAUGACAAUUUGAUGGAGACUAAAAAGGUUCUUGAGGACAUCACAGAAGCUCGCAGACUGUGUCUUCAGGAGCUUGGCCUUUGGGGGAACUUUGUCAAAUGGGUCAAAGAAGCUCUUGAAGAUAUCAAUGAGCUGAAGGUGUUUGUCGACCUGGCCUCCAUCUCUGCUGGAGAGAACGACUUGGAUGUGGACCGUGUAGCCUGUUUCCAUGACGCUGUUCUUGGUUAUUCCUCGAUGCUGUAUGGGUUACCCCAAAAUGCUGACUUUAAUGCCUUCAAGGAGGCUUUGACAAAACUAUGGAAGGCGCUUGGAAGUGACAGCAACAUACCAAAUAAGCUGCGGGAUACUGCACGCCAUUUGGACUGGUUGAAAACUGUGAAGGACAGCCAUGGGUCUGUGGAACUCUCUUCUCUUUCUCUGGCCACGUCCAUCAACACAAGAGGCAUCUAUGUUAUUGGUGCACAUAACCAGAAGAAGCUGAGUUUAGACACUGCCCUGAAGCUACAGGUUCCAGACCAGCAGGAGGAAGGUCAGAUGCGCAACUACUCCUUAGAAGACCUGAGAGAUCUGCAAAACAAGCUCAUGCUGAUGUCUGGAAAGGGGGAGCAAAGCCAGAGUGAGGUGGAUCACUUUACUGAGGUUUUUGACAGUGUCCAGAGGCUAGCUGUAGCAUUUGUAGAUCUUUAUGCUGCUGGGAACCCACUUUUUAGGGUUUGGGAGGCCAAGAUUCACUGCAAUAUGGAAAGUGACACUGGUGUCACAAUGGACUUCAACCUUGGCAACAUCCUACGAAAAAUCAUGGUGGAGGGCAAUGCAGUCAAACAGCUUACAGACCUGUGCAGGAAGAUAGAGAUGUGUUUGGAUGACUGGAAUAGAUUCAUGGACAAACAGAGAUCUCAGCACUAUUACCUCAACUAUUACACAGCAGAGCAGAUAGUCUACCUUUGUAAUGUUUUGACCGAAAAUAAUCUGAACAAUAAAUUGGAGGAAAACGUCUUGAUGAUGCUCUCUUUCAUCAAACCUGACUGCUCUGUGUCAGAAGUAUGGGAGUCUUGGAUGACUUUUCAGAACCACGCCAUGAAUACAGCUGGGCAAGAGGAAGACACCAGUUGUCAGACUUUUAUUAACCUUAAAAGUGACAUGGAAAACUUAGAUUCCUCUUUUGCAAGUGACAGAAAAUGUGCCAUUGAUGUUCUACAGAGCGUUGUAGACCAGGCUGUUGGUUUGCGAAAACUGGAUCUGGUCUGGGAUGCCUACAUGAAAGACAUGAGGAACAUUAUCCAGUACUCUUUAGACAUCAGAAGCCUAGGCAGUCUGCUAGAGGUGUUGGCCAACAAACCAAGCCAGGAACAAGAGGAGGAAGAGGAGCUUUUAGAAACAAGUGAGAAUACAGUCAUUAGAAAGCUCCCCAAAGGCUUCUUCACUGGGCAACCUAAUCUCAUUAUCUGCCCACAAGAUAAAAUCUUGACUGCAAGCGUCUGUUUAUAUAUGACCAGUGAUGAUGAGCAGCUGCCUACUUACGAUGAAGUUCUCCUGUGUACCCCUGCCACGUCAUAUGAGCAAGUGGAGCUUUUCUUCAGACGAUGUCUCACACCGGGCUACAUGGGUGAGAAGAUCUAUGCCUUGCUCUUCGCAGACCAGUUGAGCUAUGAGGUGAGCUAUGCAGUGGAGAAGUUCUUUCAGAAACUGAGUUCAUGCUUUCGGAGCAGCUAUAGGCUGGUGAUCAUCUGCAGCGCAGAAAGAGAGCACAACUACAUUCCCUCUGCCUUCAGUCACUUCAAACGGGACAUUGUCCCUCAGGAGUCUCCUGGACGGAUACAGAAAUACCUGUCCCGGCACUACACUGUCCCCUCACACCAGGCCAGUGCUGCAUCUGUGUUCAAAGGUAGACACUUUGUUGGGAUUGUGUCUUCCAAGAGGGCUGGAGUUGGAAAAUCUCUGUACAUACAAAGGUUGUAUGAUAAACUGGAGGGAACCAUGAGAAUAGGAACCACAUUCCACAAAUGCAUUCGCUUAAUUGAGCCCAAGGUUGAUGAGUAUAUCAUUCUUCGGUCCUUGUUUGACACACCAGAGAAGAAGGAACACAAAGUCUUUCAUUUUGAUGUCACAUCCUCAGUACAGAAAGGACUGCAUGAAUUUCUGUUCAAACUGUUCUUCCUGCGUUACCUGGCCGAUUCGGAUGGGCUAAUGUGGAAAUGCAGCAGCAAGGACUUGUAUGUCAUCGAGACACUACAAUCCACACAUGAACUGCCCAGAUCUGCCUCAAGACCUGAUCCGAUGGGACACGUUCUUCUCUUUGAGGUCUUUCCAAAGGUCUUCUGCCGUCCCCCAAAAGAGGUUAUGUGGUUGGAAAUGAGAAAUGGAGAUGAUCCAGAGCAGAAAAGUGAAGACCCACUCAUGGAUGACCAGUGUUUUAGGAGUGAGGCCUUUCAAAGACCAUACCAGUAUCUAACACGGUUCCAUAGGGGUGAGAAUCUUGACAGCUUCACCUACCAAAGAGUUGAAGGAACUCAUGCAGAGUGCCUUCAAAUGCUCUUCAUCUACUGUGGCAUAAGUGAUCCGUCCUGGGCAGAGCUGAGGAACUUUGCCUGGUUCCUCAAUCUUCAGUUGCUAGACUGUGAGACAUCGGCCUUCUGCAACUUUCAGUUCAUUGGAGACACUCUUAGGGGAUUCAGAAACUUUGUGGUUGACUUCAUGAUCUUGAUGGCCAAGGACUUUGCCACUCCAUCUCUCUGCAUCACUGACCAGAGCCAUGGGAGGCAGCAGAUGGACCUCAAUGGACUCAACGAAAGGGAUCUAGCCCCGUUCCUCAUUCGAAAGAGAUGGGAAUCAGAACCGCAUCCAUAUAUCUUCUUCAAUGAUGACCAUGCAUCCAUGACCUUCAUUGGAUUUCACCUACGGGAGAACAAGAAGAAUGGGGUUGAUGCCAUUAAUCCAUCAACAAAUGUGGUGAUCAAGAGAAACAUUAUGACCAAAGAUCUGUACAAUGGCCUCAGACGUCAAAGAGUUCCAUUUAACAUUGACUUUGACCAACUUUCUCGGGCAGAUAAGAUUGUGCGUCUAUGUAGCGUGCUGGGGAUCAAGUGGCCAACAGACCCUGAUGAAACAUAUGAACUCACCACCGACAACAUACUGAAGAUGAUGGCAAUUCAUAUGAGGUUCAGAUGUGGCAUUCCAGUCAUCAUAAUGGGGGAGACUGGUUGUGGGAAGACACGACUCAUCAAGUUCCUGUGUGAGUUGAGAAGGAGUGGAGCGCCCACCGAGAACAUGAAACUGGUCAAAGUUCACGGAGGAACUACAUCUGACAUGAUCUACACCAAAGUGCACGAGGCAGAGGCUGUUGCGGUUGCCAAUAAGGAGAAACAUGGUUUUGAUUCUGUUCUUUUCCUUGAUGAAGCUAAUACCACGGAAGCUAUAAGCAGCAUUAAGGAGAUCCUGUGUGACAACACUGUGCAAGGACAACAACUUGGCUACCAAACUGGACUGCAGAUCAUUGCUGCAUGCAACCCUUACAGGAAACACACAGAUGAGAUGAUCAAGAGGCUGGAGAAAGCUGGUUUGGGUUACAGGGUCCGAGCUGAAGAGACUGAAGAAAGACUUGGAUCAAUCCCUCUUCGGCAGCUGGUGUAUAGGGUCCAAGUGCUGCCCCCGAGCAUGAUUCCUCUGGUGUGGGACUUUGGACAACUCAAUGACCACACAGAGAAAAUGUACAUCCAGCAGAUUGUGCAGAGAGUUGUGGGAAAAAAUUAUAUCAAACGGGUAUCCAUCAAGUUGAUCUCUGAUGUACUGUCGUCAUCGCAGAGAUUUAUGCGACAGAGGAAAGAUGAAUGCAGCUUUGUCAGUCUCAGGGAUGUGGAGCGCUGCAUGCAAGUUUUUGUGUGGUUCUACAAGAACCACUCAAUGUUUUCUAAAGAGUUAAGGGCACUCUUCCAGAAACAACCCCGGGGGGAGAGGAACAGGUGUGACCAGGUACCCCCACCUGCUAGUGAUCCAGUUGAUUGGUCGCUGUUGAUGGCUGUUGGUGUGUGUUAUCAAGCCUGUUUAGAGACAAAAGGUGAGUACCAGAAAGAAAUCUGCAAAUUCUUUCCCCGUGUCCUCCCCCAAAAUAUGAAGCAGGAAAUCUCACUCAUGCAGGAUCUUCUCCUAAGUGGGGUCCCAAUGGGAGAGACAAUAGCAAGAAACAAGGCUUUGAAAGAGAAUGUGUUCAUGAUGGUGAUCUGCAUUGAGCUACGAAUCCCCCUGUUUUUGGUUGGCAAGCCUGGGAGCUCCAAAUCUCUGUCCAAAACUCUGGUUGCAGAUGCCAUGCAGGGCCAAGCUGCACAUUCCGAGCUGUACAAAAGACUGAAACAAAUUCAUCUGGUGUCCUUCCAGUGCAGCCCUCACUCCACGCCAGAGGGAAUCAUCAACACAUUCAAGCAAUGUGCCCGUUUCCAAGAGAGCAAGAAUUUGGAGGAGUACAUCUCUGUUGUUGUGCUAGAUGAGAUCGGAUUAGCAGAAGACUCCCCCAAAAUGCCUCUGAAAACACUGCACCCCUUACUGGAGGAAGGCUGCAUUGAUGACGAGCCAUUACCCCAUAAGAGGGUUGGAUUCAUUGGUAUCUCCAAUUGGGCCUUGGACCCUGCUAAGAUGAAUAGAGGCCUCUUUGUGUCCCGUGGUGACCCAGACCAGAAUGAGCUAUUCGAAAGUGCGAAAGGCAUAUGCUCAUCUGACAAGAUGAUUCUGGAGAAGGUUAAGCACCUCUUCAAACCCUUUGCCAAAGCAUAUAUGAAGACUUGCAAGAAAGGCAAAGGGUUUUUCGGCUUACGUGAUUACUACAGUCUGGUCAAGAUGAUGUUUGCCAUCACCAAGAUCUCUAAGCAGAGCCCUGGUGUGAACCAAAUCAUUGAAGCAGUCCUGAGGAACUUCAGUGGAAGGGAUGAUGUGGAUGCAGUGUAUAUAUUCACCAAACAGCUGUGGGGCAAAUCGAAUAAACCUGAUUUGGAUGGGAUCAGCACUAUUGAUCUAGUGAAACAAAACAUAAUUCCAAUUUGCCAAGACGAGGAGUGCCGAUACCUUCUUGUCCUCACCAAAAACUAUGCCGCCCUCCAGAUUCUCCAGCAGACAUUCUUCUCAGACCAGAGCCAUCCAGAGAUCAUCUUUGGUUCCAGCUUCCCAAAGGAUCAAGAGUACACUCAGAUCUGCAGAAAUAUCAACAGAGUGAAGAUCUGCAUGGAAACUGGCCAGACUGUUGUGCUUCUGAACCUUCAGAAUCUGUACGAAAGUCUCUAUGACGCUCUGAACCAAUACUAUGUUUCACUUGGGGGUCAGAAGUAUGUCGAUCUUGGAUUGGGAACCCAUCGUGUGAAGUGCAGAGUUCACAAAAAUUUCAGGCUUAUUGUCAUUGAAGAGAAGGAGGUGGUCUACACACAGUUCCCGAUUCCCUUGAUAAACAGACUGGAGAAGCACUACCUGGACAUCAACACUGUCCUCAAGAAUGAAGGGAAGGAGAUUGUCAAACAACUUCAGGAAUGGGUCAAAGUGUUUGUCUCUUUGAAAAGCCAGCAAUCCAAGACAAACAGAUAUCUUCCAAAGGAUGUCUUCAUUGGCUAUCACUCAGACACAUGCUCCUCUGUAGUCCUUCAAGUUACAGAGAAGAUGAAAGAUGAAUCUGACAUUUCUGACCCUCAAAGAAGAGUCCUGGAUGAAGCCAAGUUCAUCAUGCUGAACUGUGCCACUCCAGAUUCUGUCAUUCGUCUGGAUGGGACCAAAUUGUCUGAUGUUGAGAUAGAGAAACUGACACAAAUAUAUUUUGAGGAGCAGAAGCACAAAUCCCUGGCUGACUUCAUUGCAUCUCACACACGGCUGGAGGAAUGGUGCCAUGCCCACUUUACAGAGGUCACAACGUUUUCCCGGCAAUUGACAGCAGGAGAUAUAAAACAGCUCCAGAAUAUCACAGAGCUUUGCGACAUCAAGCUGCUCUCACUGCAACAGUUUGACACAGAGCACUCCUUCCUCAAAGAAAUCAGACAAUUUCUUGACUCUACCUCUGCCGACAAAGUCCUCAUCAUCCAAACUGACUAUGAUGAGGCUUCCCAGAGCAUGAACAUUCUUGCAUCUGCCAAGUAUUCAUCCAUAAAUGAAAUCAACAAACCGAAAGCUAAUGGUGGCAAUGGAAGGGUGUUUGUGUACUUCGUUACCAAACUGCCUCGAAUUGAAGGUGGAACCUCCUAUGUUGGAUUCCAUGGAGGACCCUGGAAAUCAGUUCACAUUGAUGACCUUAGAAGAUCCAAAGAGUUUGUAUCAGAUGUCCAGUUCUUGAGAAACCUACCCAUCAGCCAGCUGUUUGAGGACAUGAAAGAGCCCUGUUAUGCAAUGCAACCCGAUACAGACACAGACUUCCAACCACCUGCACCAGAGCACUCUGUAAGUAUAAUGGUGGUAUUUGAUGAAGCAAUGCAACCCGAUACAGACACAGACUUCCAACCACCUGCACCAGAGCACUCUGUAAGUAUAAUGGUGGUAUUUGAUGAAGCAAUGCAACCCGAUACAGACACAGACUUCCAACCACCUGCACCAGAGCACUCUGUAAGUAUAAUGGUGGUGUUUGAUGUUGCAAUGCAAACCGAUACAGACACAGACUUCCAACCACCUGCACCAGAGCACUCUGUAAGUAUAUUGGUGGUGUUUGAUGUUGCAAUGCAAACCGAUACAGACACAGACUUCCAACCACCUGCACCAGAGCACUCUGCUGUGUUUGAAGUCACAGAUCUAGUGCGAAGCUGUGUGCAGAGUGCAGUAAGCAUGCUCAGAGAUCAGGAGGACAGUGGAGCUCUCAGCACCAGGAGGGUGGAGAUCCUGCUAACACUUAUGGAAGAUAGUGAGGACCUGAAAGCUGUGUUCCUGAAAACCCUGAGGAGCCGCCUUCACUCUCUUCUGGAGAGCCACGAGAGAAACAUCCCCUCCCCCAAGUACUGGGUGUUAACAGAGGCAUCCAACAUCAAUGCUCUUCAAGAGGGGGGAACUUUCACACAAACUCUGUGGAAGAAAAUCCAAGCAGUGGUCACACCCGUUUUGGCUCAGUUGGUCUCAGUUAUCGACAGGGACUGUAAUCUGGACCUCCUCCUAGACGUCAACUGUGGGGAAGAAGUCAAGAAACUGUGGCUGGAGAUAUUCGGCAACAACGAGAUGCUUGAUAUUCCUCUUGUCAAAGUGGAUUCCAAUUCUGAGUCUAAGACCAUUCUGGUACAGAGCCAUAUCACAGCUGAGAGGACCAUGCGCUCCAGUAUGCCCUUCAGCUGGAGGAUCAGAGAUAUCCUGGAUGAACUAAUGAUGCAAACUCAGCAGUACGAAAGACACAGUCCUAGGCAGUUCGAGGAAUUCUUUCCGAAAAUCCCCCUUGGUCAGUAUAUGGCUACGAUGAAUGAAAAAAUGCAGAGGGAAUUUUUUCAAAGGUACCUGCAGGAUUUCAUUGCCAUGACGAUGAAAGUGUCUUCAGCGGGGGAGUUAAAGCUUCUGUGUGACGCCCUGAACAGCUGUGUGAAUGAGCUCCGGAGGCGACGAAAAGCUCCAAGUGAAGAGAUUCCAUCCAUACCCCUGAUCCACUCGGCCUACCACAUGUACCGCACCCGCCUUCAGAACCUGUCCAGGAUGAUGUCCCUGCAGCCACAGGUGGCCCUUCACUUGCAGCGAAACCCACAAGUGAAGGAUAGCCCAGUGAUGGUUCUGGACAUGUACGCAGCAGUUGCCUGUGUUGAGCAGCUGGGGCCUCCUGCGUUGGACUCUAAUACCCAGUGCCAAGACUGGCUGACGCAGGUGAAAAGACUGCAGGGGUCUAUGGAGCUGGUGUGCUCCCAGGGAAGCCUGAGGCAGUAUGGAGAGAGGAGCCAGGAAAUGUUUAACUACAUCCGUAAUAAUUGGAACCACAUCUGCAUCCUCUCUCUGUUUGUGGAACACAUGCUGCUAGGCUUUGAGUUUGAGGAGAGGGAGCUCAAGCCUCUGGUCCUUGAACACACUCGUACCUUAGGCAAAAUUCUGUCAAAACAUUCAGACGUCAAAUCUGAGGAACCCUUUGCAGCCGUCAUUAAAAUACUGAAGUCAUGCAAGAAAGGAGCAAGUGAUCUUAUUUGCAAGUUUGAUCUCCAGUGCCCUGUGUGUAUGGGGGAACCAGAGGACCCCGUGGACCUGCCCUGUCACCAUAUUUUCUGUCUGACCUGUGUCAGAAGACGUGUCAACGUGGGCCAGAUGUACUGCCCCAUGUGCAAACAGGAACUCCCAGAUGACUUUGAGGUGAAAGUGUCUGAAGACGUACGAGCUUCCAUCACCCUAAAUGGCCAGUUCAGACAGAGUUGCAGUGCGUUUUUCAUAAACCUCGUCACUACUGUGUGCUUCAAGGACAACAUCCCCCCAUCAAAGGGUGUCAUCCUGCAGCUGUUGUCCUUCCUCAUGGUCGAGACAGACCCGAUUCCACUCAUCAGAGCACAAAGUCAGAUACACACCAAAGAUUUCUCACCAUUCGAUGAGUCUCUGGACAAAAAUCCUGUGGUGAGAUCAGUGAUACUCAAACUCCUGCUCAAGUACAGCUUUGAUGAAGUCAAGGAAUAUCUGCAGCAGCAUUUGACAUCGAUAGAAGAGAGCAACAUUGUCGAUGCAGAAGAUAAAAAGGAACUGUAUGCGUUGUACAUUAACUGCCUUGAGGACUCAUUGUUGGAAAGAAUGCCACAAGAAAACACCUGCCUUCAGGAAGAGACUGAGUUCUUGCAUCACUUCCUGGACUCUGUCACUGACUCGGCUGAGACGGUCACAAUAGAGUACCUGCAGCAGAUCGCUAGGGUCCGCCUGUGCCUGGGCAAGGCUGCACACCUUCUCCAUAGCAUGCUGUCUGGGGUAUGUGCAAGUCCUCAGGAUGUGGUUGAGGAGUUUCUUCGUGCUGUUAGGAACCUGUGUGAGAGGAGUGUGAACGACUGGUACCGGGUCUACCUGAUCCGCAACAUCAGCAGACAGCAGGGUGUAGAGUGUGUCCAGGGGAUGCUGAAGGAAGCUGAGUACAGGUGGCUUUUCCCUGAAGAGAUACAUCAACAGAAUGAAGAUGGUGGGCAGAUGGACCAGUAUCUGGUCUAUGGAGAGCAAUACCUGGCUGUACGGGAGGCUGUUGCCAAAGCAGUAUUAGAGGGCACUGUGGAGGACAUAGAGAAGAAGUGUGAGAGAUGUACUGCACCUCCAAAGAGGCGGACCUUGUAUAUCCUGCUGGCUCUUUUCAGAGAAGUCACCAGUCUGUACCGAGCAGCCAACACAGGCCUCCACCCCAGCCCUAAGAAAUGCCAAGAACUUGAGUACUUCAUCCAGGGUUCAAGGUACCUAGAUCCCAAGCCAGUGAGGGACUUUGCCAUGGCAUUGGUGCAGAACAGGAUGGGAGAACUGAAUGUCCACAAUGGUCGUACCGGUGCAGAGCACGUCCUUAUAGAGCUGACUGUCCACCUGGCCGCUGUGUUGCUCACUGGGACAGAAGGGGUGCUUACACCUCUUCAGCAGCUUGGCCUGACUCCUAACAACAUGCUGAGAGCCUUCAUUCCCACGAUGCCUGAAGACAUGCUGGCUAUGGCCCAAAGGGUUUUAACACAGACUGGAGGCCUUCAAGCACUCACCUGGUAUUCCUGUCCUGAAGGACACCCUUGUGCUGUUGGUGAGUGUGGUCGCCCCACCCAGCUGGCACGCUGUCUAGAGUGUGGGGCAGUAGUUGGAGGGAGGAACCAUGCUCCUGUCAGAGGUUUCAGUGCUAUGGGACUGCAGCGGGGAGAUCUGACAAGGACUGGUCACAUCCUAGGAGAACCUCAGAGGAGGGACAACCCAGACUCCCAGGACACCAAAAACAUGUCCCUCACCCCCUUCACCCUCGUCAGGCUGCUCACCCAUCUAGCCAUGCUGCUAGGGGCCUCGGAGCACCCACAGUCCGUCCAGCAGAUCAUCCAGCCUCCAGUUGCUGACCCCUGUGGAUUUCUGAUCCUUCACCUGCUAAAGGAUAUGGAUCAUGUGACCAAAGCCCUGGGGAAGGGAACAGAUGGCACGGUCACCGCCAUCCACCUGAUAAUCAGAUCCAUCCUGGAGUCACCACAGACCAAUCCAUAUACGAGUAGCUACCUCAUGGACUCUUUGUUACUAGGGAUGGCUGGCUAUGAUUCCCAACUGUCAACUAAAGAGGCCAGAAAUACCUGGGAGUCAACCGUUGCUACUGACAUCAUCACUCCUCAGUUGAAGCAUCUUGACCAGCGGCUGAGAGAGGUGAAUGCCACAAUCAGAAAUGACUCGCGUGUCUCCUCUAACUUCAUCAUGAGGGUGACAUUCGGGGAUGAGUGUCCGUUGUCCUCGCUACCUCGGGGCUCCCAGGUCCACUGUUCAGGAGUGUGGAGCUGCAGAGAGAGGGUGUCCCUACUCAGCCUCACCCACAUCGUAGAGCAGAACGACGGAAAGGACAAGCUCCCUCUACUAUGGAGGUUCCUACAGAAGGAGGCAGAGUUCCGGCUGGUGAGGUUCCUUCCAGAUAUCCUGGCCCUGCAGAAGAGUCUGGUGAAAAGGUUCCAGAGGUCAUCAGACCUGAUGAAUGACUCCAUUAGAGAGUUCAUCCAGAAACAGUCAGCACCGAUGAGAGUGUGCUAUGAGAAACGAAUCCAGAUCUUCCUGAAUACAUGGAACUUGCUCAGAUUGUCAGUAGCCACCAGUGAAAUAAAGAUCCCAGAAGAGUUCUGGAAGGAUAAUUUGGACCAGGACAGUGACCUCCAGUACCUCCUGCCACGGCGCCAGGGUCCAGGCCUGUGUUCCACCGCUCUGCUCAGUCACCUGGUGGCCCUGCACAAUGAGCUGCUUCAUGCUGUGGACCGCCACACUGGGGAAGACACCAGCUACAAGGUGAGUCUGUCAGAGCUGACAGAUCUGCAUGUGAUCCGCUAUGAAGUGGAGAAGGACCUGCUGCCCCUGGUGCUGUCAAACUGCCAGUACAGCCUGGAGCGUGGCAAGGAGACCCUGUCUGAGUACGACCUUCCCAAGAUCCAGCAGCAGGUCCUAACCCGCUUCCUGCAGGGCAAACCCCUCAUCACACUAACUGGAAUCCCGAUUUUGGUCACCAGACAUGAAAGAGAUUACGAAAGCAUUUUGAAAACAGUGAAAGGAAAAGUGUCUCAGGAGCGUCUGCCGUCCCUGACCCUCACAGCCCUGUCCAGGGAUCUGGAGUCGUACAGUGAGGUGUGUGAUGCCCUGAAGGCUAUGGAGCUGGCUCUGGGCUUCCUGUCCAUGACUGGGGGAGACACCCACAUGCCCUUGGUGCGUUACCUGGAGGACACGCUCAGGAUGAGCGAGCAGACCGAACCACACUUCUUAAAGGCUCUGGGCAGAUGCAGUCUGAAGCACUGUGUGGCUCUGUGGCAGCUCCUCUCUUCCCUCAAAUCAGAGAACAUGCUGAAGAGUCUGAAGAGGGACCCAUUCUCUGGGGUCUCGGCUGAGUACCAGAAGCACCUGGAGGAGGAGCAGAAGAAGCUGCUCCAAGGUUUCAUCACCGUGGGGAACAUCAACACCUGGCUGCUGGAGAUGCACGAGUUCCUCCUGCUGAACCUGGAGAGCCCUCGUGCCUCGGAUACCUAUGGACCACAUUGGAGUGUCAAAGAGACUUUGACUGCAUACAUGGACCGCAAAGAAGUACAAGUCCCUCCUGACGUGGAGGCUUCCUUCCCCGACGAGAUACUCCUCUCACAGAUUGUGGAGACCUGGAAAUUUACUGUGACUUACAAACAAGAAUGGAUGAUGUAAUCAAUUCCACCUGAACGUGAUUUGUAAAGGACUAUACUGGAUCACCGGGGAAAUGUUAGAAUAGAACACAAGUGCUUCUGAUUGUAUGUGCUUUCUCCAGUGGUCUCACAGUAUGUGCCACACUGUGCCACACUGACACACCAUACUUAGAUACUAAGAGGAUUUAUAACUGGUAUGUGGGGAAUCUUGCCUUUCUCCUUACAAAACCUGCCUUGAAUGCAACAUUUUCUCAGGAGAACAUUCCAAAUAUCAUUUUUUUGCUUAGACUAUGGGGUUGGUUCAAUACGUAUCGCUGAUGUUCAGGGCAAUAGCGCAAUUGAAUAUUAAAGGCAUUGUUACUGCGUUCGCAUGAGACUGCAUUCACGGUAAACGCUGCAUAUGUCGGCUCAAUUGGAAAUGACCUUUACAUUUUAAGCGCGCCAUAGCGGUGGACUUCGGGUAAACGGAUUGAAUCAAGCCUUAUUUUAACCAAACUGUGUUUACAGAAUGUUUUAUGAAAUCAUUUUUGUUAUUAGAUGUUUAUUUUUUGUACAUUAUUUGAGAGACUAACUCCAGUGCAGUUUUUAUGUUUACCACAUGUUUAUGUUAUGCUCUUCUCUUUUACACAUUGUACUUUUAAAUGGGUUUAUAUUUGGGGAGAAUAUUGGUGGUUGGUGUCAUUUUAAAGUUAAUAUUUCCAAACAUUAUGUUCAGAUCAGUGCAAUAAGCAUCCGCUUGAGGGUGCUAUUGGCCCACAUUUUGUCAUUUACAGUCCUGAAGAUCUAAAAUCAAGUUUGUUAAAUACAUGACCUAAUAAUUUUAUCUGCCUGGUUUUAAUGUAUUCUGGUUGAAUAUGACUACAUUAUCUUCUUCCAUUUGUUUAAAAAAAUGUGUCCAAAUCAUGGCAUCUUGAAAUAAAAGGGCUGGUGCUGUCAAGAGGGA
Molecule: messenger RNA, 17103 nt
Organism: Oncorhynchus mykiss (rainbow trout)
Lineage: Eukaryota; Metazoa; Chordata; Actinopteri; Salmoniformes; Salmonidae
Source: RefSeq, a predicted model, not a curated record